Molecule: messenger RNA, 671 nt
Organism: Mycetomoellerius zeteki
Lineage: Eukaryota; Metazoa; Arthropoda; Insecta; Hymenoptera; Formicidae
Gene: RpL18A
Product: ribosomal protein L18A
Exons: 3
Coding region: 71-604 (177 amino acids)
Biological process (GO): translation
Cellular component (GO): ribosome
Molecular function (GO): structural constituent of ribosome
Source: RefSeq, a predicted model, not a curated record
CGUGCAAGAUGGUGGUAGUUCCUUUCCGGUUUAUCGUUAAACGUGCAAGUGUAACGUGUUGCACGAUACAAUGAAAGCUAAGGGUGAACUUAAAGAAUUCGAGGUAAUAGGGCGCAAGCUCCCCACCGAGAAGGAGAAGACCACGCCGCUGUACAAAAUGAGGAUAUUCGCGCCGGAUGCUAUCGUAGCAAAGUCCAGGUUUUGGUACUUCUUGCGUCAGUUAAAGAAGUUUAAGAAGUCCACCGGAGAGAUCGUGUCUCUUAAGCAGAUUCCUGAGAAAACUCCAAUGAAAAUCAAGAACUUUGGAAUAUGGCUGAGGUACGAUUCUCGAUCUGGUACACACAACAUGUAUAGGGAGUAUAGAGACCUCUCUGUCAGUGGGGCGGUAACGCAAUGCUAUAGGGACAUGGGUGCCCGUCAUCGUGCACGCGCCCACUCCAUACAGAUCAUCAAGGUAGAGGUUGUGAAGGCUGCGAAUUGCCGCAGGCCCCAAGUGAAGCAGUUCCACGACUCCAAGAUCAAGUUCCCGUUGCCCAAGCGAAUUCAGCACAGAAAUCGUAUGCCGCUGUUUAGCGUCCGGAAGCCACGCACCUAUUUCCUUUAAACGACACGAUGUUUUUGUACUGCAACGCUAUACUACUCUGCAGAAAAUAAAGGAACUUUCAACAUAA